UGGCUCGCGCACUCUUAGUAACGGCAUAAACGGCCUUCUGAAAGAAGCUGCGUCAGCGGGUAAAGUUUACCAAAACUCUGGCGGAAAAAAAAUCUCACUCGUCCUUCUCCUUUCUUCAACGGUCACCUCCUUUCCCAGUUUCGCUUUUCAUUCUCCUUUCUAUGGUUUCUUCCCUACUUGUGUAUCUGGACUGCCUCUCCAUGUUUCUGAAACUUCAUUACCCUCUGUUUUACUCUGUUUUGCUCCUUUUGUAUUCCAUGAGCUCUUCUCUCACUCAAUCAAGCAUUCACCCGACCAAAAUCCUUCCGAAUCUUCGUCUAGUCCUGCAAUUUGACUAGAACGAAAUCAGCUUUAAACCAUCGAAGACACUGAAUUAAUUCGAACACAAGCAAUACCCAAUAAGCUAGAGUGUUUUAAUUUGUGAAAAUUGAUCAUGAAUUCACCGUAUUUGGUGAAGGAGGAGUACGCGGGAGGGAGUUCGUCGGGGUCCGGCGAACCAGCGGUGGUGCCUCCGCCGCGGCCAAUGGAGGGGCUACACGACACAGGCCCUCCGCCAUUCCUCAACAAAACCUUUGAGAUGGUGGACAACCCGACAGCGGAUCACAUAGUUUCGUGGAGCAGAGCAGGGAGCAGCUUUGUUGUGUGGGAUCCUCAUGCUUUCUCCGCGAAUCUCCUCCCCAGAUACUUCAAGCACAACAACUUCUCCAGCUUUGUGAGGCAGCUCAAUACUUAUGGGUUUAGAAAGAUUGAUCCAGAUAGAUGGGAAUUUGCCAAUGAAGGAUUUCUGAGAGGACAGAAGCAUCUCCUGAAGACGAUCAAGAGAAGAAAGUCACAUUCUCAGGCUAUUCUCCCACCAGCAGCCGCCGCAGGUCCCUGUGUGGAAGUUGGGUUGUUUGGAUUGGAUGGAGAAGUUGACCGUCUGAGGCGCGACAAACAGGUGUUGAUGUUGGAACUGUUAAAGCUGAGGCAGCAACAGCAAAACACCAGAGCCCACCUUCAAGCCAUGGAACUGAGAUUACAAGGAACAGAGUUGAAGCAGCAACAGAUGAUGAAUUUCUUAGCUAGAGCAAUGCAGAAUCCAGCAUUCAUACAGCAAUUGAUCCAACAGAAGGAAAAAGGAAAGGAGCUUGAAGAAGCCAUUUGCAAGAAGAGAAGAAGACCCAUUGAUCGAGGCAGAAAUGGUGGAGGACCCACCCCCAUUAAAAUUGAACCUCUGGAAUUUGGAGAUCCUCAUGGGUUUGAACUAUCAGAGCUUGAGGCACUUGCAUUGGAAAUGCAAGGUCUAGGUAGAGCAAGAAGGGAGAUAGAGGAAGAACAGGAAGAGUUGGAGCAGCCUGAUAGUCGGGAUAAAGAGCUUGAUGAGGGGUUUUGGGAAGAGUUAUUGAACCUGAGGUUAGAAGCAGAGUUGGAUGUUCCAGCUACUGAACAAGAUGAGAGUGAAGUAGAUGUGAAUGUUUUAGCCGAGCGUUUGGGCUACUUAGGUCCAAGCCUUAAGUAGGAAGCCAACUUGCUCUUAACUGGCCAGAGCAUGUCAUCUACUGCUGUUAACUGUUUCAAACUUUCAAUGUCCAUUUCUCUUGGGUAGGAAAUGUACCAUACUUCAUGGCUUUCUGGUUAAUGUCUCAUUUCGUGUAAGUUGGAUAUCUGCAAAAGCCAUCAGGCCAUAACUUCCCUAUUUUUGGUUUUUUGUCGUUUGACAGGAGAGCUGAAACACUUCAUGCUGUAUAACCUCAGAAAAUAUCUUGUGUCUGGUUUUUCUAACAACUGUAAAUAUUUUUGGUUUAUUC
This is a messenger RNA of Malania oleifera, 1787 nucleotides long. Its product is annotated as heat stress transcription factor A-7a-like. Gene Ontology annotation, biological process: regulation of transcription by RNA polymerase II. Lineage: Eukaryota; Viridiplantae; Streptophyta; Magnoliopsida; Santalales; Ximeniaceae. The record is from RefSeq and is a predicted model, not a curated record. Gene Ontology annotation, molecular function: RNA polymerase II cis-regulatory region sequence-specific DNA binding; DNA-binding transcription factor activity. Gene Ontology annotation, cellular component: nucleus. The transcript is spliced from 2 exons. Bases 434 to 1498 code for a protein of 354 amino acids.